This is a messenger RNA of Moesziomyces antarcticus, 855 nucleotides long. RefSeq lists its product as uncharacterized. The transcript is spliced from 3 exons. Bases 1 to 855 code for a protein of 284 amino acids. Lineage: Eukaryota; Fungi; Basidiomycota; Ustilaginomycetes; Ustilaginales; Ustilaginaceae. The record is from RefSeq and is a predicted model, not a curated record.
AUGCAAGAUCGCAGCAUGCCCACCGGCGACCGUCUUACUCGUCCCGAUUGGAUGGGCUUUCCGACGCGACCUCGGUCUGACCACUUCUGCGUGCUUGGCGGGCCGGUCGGAGCCAUGAAAGGCUUCGGGCCGCUCGAGUCGGGCUGGCGGAAUGCCAAGUGGUGCUGUAUCGAUGUCUCAAUCUCUGGACUGCAACGCGAAUUCGGGACCUUUUGUUUGUCGGCGGUGGCGUUUUCCGUCGGGGGUGGCUGGGAGCUGCAGCUGAUCCCAUGGCUUGGCUCGCCCGCCGCGCGUUCGGAUCUCGAGUUCGACCGAAAGAUCUCGGAAAAGGAAAAUCGGCCGCACGAGCGCUACUCUAAUUCCACGCAAUUUUUCACGCCCCAAAGGCCCCUGAGCGGGCCUCACCGACAGCCCCGACAACGCCGGAAUGCGCUGCGGCCGCACAUCGGCUGCGGCUCAUCAGCUGUGAGGCCUUCUCGACGCUACGCAGGCGUGGUGUCUCACUUUCCCGGCUUCUGCACUUACCGGAAGCCACGUCCAGCAUUGCAAUCGGACACCAUGAGGCCUCUAGCCCCGUCUCCCCGUCAUCUCGGCGGAUCCAUAGCUAGACCGUGUCUCGCCUCCAUCCGCAACACCUUGAACUGCACCCGCUCGGCGCGCUCAGCAACGGUGGCAAGUCCCUUUGUUCGCCGCGCUCGGAGCGAGCAUCGUAGCGCCUCGUUGCAACCACGCACACAUGUUAUGCCUGCAGCUGCAGCCCUUUCCCCGCGCACGCCUCUCUCGUGGCCGACCAACGUGCAGCAGCUUCGGCUCCCAAGUCCCUUUGUUCGCAUCGACAACCGGGUGCCUGCCUGA